Messenger RNA from Chroicocephalus ridibundus (black-headed gull), 3406 nucleotides. It is a transcript of the gene IGSF6, whose product is annotated as immunoglobulin superfamily member 6. The record is from RefSeq and is a predicted model, not a curated record. Bases 804 to 1511 code for a protein of 235 amino acids. The transcript is spliced from 6 exons. NCBI's taxonomy places the organism in Eukaryota, Metazoa, Chordata, Aves, Charadriiformes, Laridae.
UUAAAUUACAAUGAAAACUUUGUUUUGUGUUGUAUUUUCUUACAGAAAGCACACUACACAGAUUAUAUUCCCCUCCACUCCAAAUAGGAGGUUGACAACCCAUUUGUAGAGCUGUUGGAAGAUCAGUUCAAGGUUUUGCCUGUUGUUCAGAAGCAGCUCUCUUCCGCUAUGUUUUUAACUAGCAGUCCCAAGACUGGCUGAAAAGUAACUUCCAUUAUCAAGGCUGGUGUUCAGCAGACGUGGACAGACAGGCAAUUUAAUGCAGAUCUUUUCCAGCAUUAUAAAAUUCUUUCUUUAUGCUGUCUGGCCAAAGAUGUCUUCAGGUAAUUACAGCAAACAGAGCCAGCAAGUUCAAAAGUAUGCUCUGCUGUGAAGCUUCCAUUAGCAGACCACCACAUUAUAACGGUUGGCUACAGAACAUUUGGGUCCUCUCCAGUGGCCACCUACUAGCUGAUACGGUAAAGACUGCUUAGGGUCAUAAAAAAUUAAGAAGCUGAACACUUGCAGCAUGCUGGAAACCUGUUGUCAUUUGUUAUAUCCCAUAAAAAUAACCUGAAGGGUUAUAGGCACAGCUCUCAGAAGUUCAACAUUUAAAACUCUGCUCAUUUUUUCAGUAAUGUGAUCGAGAAAUAACAGCUGUUUUCUGGUUUGCUCUGUACCUUUAACCAGUUUGCUAAAUGCAAUAGUAAACACCCUUCUAAACAGGAAGUUCUAAAUCUUGUGAUUCAGAGGGUUCUGCAACUCCAAAGAUUUCCUAAGUUCCUCUUCCUUCAAGCAGAACAAUUUCCAGAGAGAUACAAGAAAUGGCACCUUUCAACAAAUUAAAAAAUGUGCUGAUGCUGGCAUUUGACUGGAUUCUGUACGGUGCUGGUGCUGCAGAUAGCUGCCAAGUCACUGUAACGCAACCCAGAUUUCAGGAAGCUGACUACUCCACACGCACCGCAUUCCUACCAUGUGCUUUCUCUGCUUCUGGAUGCUCCUCGUCCCCACCUCAAGUUCUAUGGUUUCGUUUUCUAACUAACAAACACGAAGAUUUGUGUACUCCUGGAUGCACAGAUGAUCAGAAGUACAAAGUACAUUUAUUACCAGGAAAUAACAUUUCACUUCAGAUCAACGAUCUGACUGUAGAUGACAAUGCUGUUUAUAUCUGUGGGAUAGCAUUUUCAGAUUCAAGUUCACCCCGUUCUAAACAAGCAGGAGAUGGAACAGUGCUAACGAAAACAGGAGCAGAGAAGCAGCACAGCAACGGAAAACUCAUCUUCAUGAUCAUCGCCUCAUCCUUACUGUUUCUAUACAGCACCACUGUAUUCACAGUCUUUGUAGUCUACAAGUUAAAACCAAAGCUGCUAAAGAAAAGCGGGAAGGAAGACCAAAGAACAGAGAACUGUAAAAUCAGUAGUGGACGAAAAAUUUUUCAAGCAAUUGCCCAAGAACUUCAAAAGCAGAGGUACGCUGAACAUUGCCGACAGCCUGAUGAUUUGGAAGAUGACACUGUUUAUCAGAACCGAUGAGCGUGUGCAGCAGUUCAGAUUUGUUCUAUAUUUCUGAUGGAAGCAAAGACACAGAUGAAGAAGUUAAGCUUCUUCACAGACUUCCUUUGCUCUAAAAAGAGAGGAGAAAACCUUCCAGGGGCAGCAUUCUUCAAGAGUAUUUUCUAAACAGAUCAUCAAAACAAAGCGCAUUGUACCUUACAUCUGUGUUAUAUAUUACUUUCAUUUUCCGUUGUGCAAGAAUAAGAACUGUGGGAAAAGACUUAAUCUUUCAAAAGAUAACUGCUAAUGCUUCAUAAAAGUUUCCUUUUUCAGUUUAGAUUUAAUCCUAUGUCCUUUUUUUCCCUUUUUACAUAAAUUUACAUGUAUUCCUUUUACAUGAAUUGAGCAUUUGUGAAAGAUGUGUGAUAAUUGACAUCAACGGAAAAUAAACUUGUUUCAUAGGUGAAAUUCUGUUUUUAGUCAUGUUAAUGCAAGAGUUAUUGAUUAACAGAUACACAGAUCGACAAUUCCUCAGUCUUAACAGCAGCUUUAACAGAGCAAACCCGAUGUAUUCUGAAGACAAGCAAGCACAAAACCCAGACACUAUAAAAACACAUGUACUGCAGCGGUAAAGCUCAUCUGGAAUGGGAGCUGCUUCUUAGCCUUUUUAGGAAAGGAAAGUAGUGGUCCUAGUGAGAAAGUUGCUCCUGCAAUAUUAAAAUUCACUUGCUAAACACGACAACCCCCAUCUUUCAGUCCUACUAUCCAAAGUCAGGAUUGCCUGGAGCACCAAGUUUUUGCCUUUACGUGCCUGUUCAACAGAGAUACAAGCAUGAACACAGAAGUUCAUGCUUUUAAAAAAAAAGGUGUUGUGGUUUUUUUUUUUUUAGCUGUUACUACCUAGCCAAACUACAAAAGCAGCACUUUUACAAGAGAGCUGUUAGUGUCAGGCAUUCUCCCUACUGAAGGACAGCUGCAUCUUUUAUCAUCAUUUAAAUAAAACAAGGCUUUGUUUAACAAAUGAAAUGGCACUUCUGAUUUCAGUUAGAUGAGAACUGACAACCAAGACAAGGCAAGGGUCUCUCUAGCACACUACGGUGUUUCCAGCUCAAUUUAGUACCAAGUAUUUCAGGAAGAUAGAAAACACACCUGUGUCUUCUUACCCCUGUCGAUCAAUCACAAGGACAUCAACAUGUUAGACAAGAAAAUUGCACAAUCCCAGGCUGCUAGUGUUUACUACUUCUUAAGUACGGUGUCUCUGACAUUUUUAGGGAAACUUAAAGCAGUCUAGUCAUAUAUUAUCUAAUAAUGCCUUUAUACAAAUAUGACGUCGAUAUUAGGAAAUACAAAGGAUUUUUAUAUGACCCUAUGGGAUACCUAUUAAAAAUAUAAAGUUAUAAUUAUACAUGGUCUUAUGUGACUGACUAGUCUAAUACCUUAUGAUUCAUCUGCCUUACUUGCCACAUUUAGACAUGUGCAGUAAGUGCAUUAUUUGUUGUUCUGUUUCUGUUUAAAAAUAAAACUCUGAAAAGUCCCAGAAAGAAUUUAUGAUUAAGCUACUUUCAACUCUAGGUGUCACUGUAAUUCCAGACACAGUAAGCACAGAAAUAUAGUUUACCUCCUCCUCCACCUUGCUUUGUUCUCUUAAAGCAAGUUUCCAUAAUUAAUCUCCCAUUACAUGUAAUAACCCAAAUACCUCCUUUUGAUUCAAAUAAUUUAUCCAUUUCUAGAAACUGAUCUAUACACUGAUCAAACACCUCACCUGCCUCAUCUCUUCUCCGUUUGCUUCUCCCUCUAAAAUUCAAAAGUUUCUCCAGGUGGGUCCAAACUGUAUUCAAUUAGCUGCUACAAGAAGUUACUUAAGCCAUGAAACGUCCUGCUCUUUCAAUGUUCCAAGUAUAUUUUUUUUGUUCAAUAUAAAGCAUAUGUACAUA